AUGAGGAAACCACUAAAUGAUCUAUUGGUAUGCCUAACCCAUUUCCUUCUUUGUUUCAAGUUUACACAAGCGUUUGAGACUGUGGUAAGGAACCUUUACUUUUUGACACUGACCACACGUACUUAUAGACGCACGCAGACACUUCUCCAAAUAAUGUGUCCUCGGGUUUGGCAGGUAAAGCGAUGCGGCAUUAUGCAGUGCCGCCGUACACUGGAUCAGGCCAACCUCAAUUAUAUGCAGUUCAGCCUCAAUACCCUCAAUAUUACUUUGGUAAGUUUGCGGUCGUGUUCAUAGUUUUACUGGAAAAGAAGAUCCAGCAAACCUAUCUUAAGUAUUAACUUUAUGAAUGGAAAAGACCAAAGCGAGUUUAGCUAAGCGAUUUUCUAACAGUUUGAGUUAACAUAAACCAAUCUUCUCGCAGGACCUCAGCCCCAAAAUCCAUGUCUUCUACCGCAGCAAGUUGGAACUGGUCCCUACCGAAUCCCUAGGUGGUACUUUAAUCCUGCCAGACAAGCGUGUGAACUAUUCUACUGGUCGGGUUGUUGUGGUAACAGUAAUAACUUCCAGACUUAUCAUGACUGCCAGAAACGAUGUGAAGGUAAUUUUGUUAGUUUGAUAAUGCUUGAAAAAAAGAGUAAUAUAAGGCUGUGUUCUGAAAACUGAAACAUGUAUUAUAAUAUAUUCUCAGAAGUUGUCGUCGAUAUUGUAAAACUUUUCUGCAAAACUUUUAUUCAGGAGGUAACGCCGCAAAACCUAAUACUGUCGUAUUUGUGCCGUUCACGCUAACAUUUACAAUGAAACCAACCGGAAACACGAACCUCCAACCGCUUCCAACUGCGCAGACGGCAAAUUGUCAAUCCGGAGAUUGCCCAAAAGGACAUAUUGCGGGAAGUGGAGCACCGUUGGUCCCAAUAACUCCCGUACCAAGGUUCAUUCCGGUCACUCCAUCCAGUCCACACCUACCGCCACCAGUUCCGACGGCCCAAUUAAGGCCGAUCCCAGCGAUAGGUACGUUUUCAUGCUGUGAAUUUGUGAGUCUCAACGCACGCCAACCACAAGUUACAGAUCAAACAGCGUUCAAAGUGCAAUUGAAUUUUUUUAACCACAGUGCUAUGUUUGUAAUACAAAGAUUUACAAAUUUAAUCAUCCUAAACACUAACUUACAGUAAGAGUGUGUGACCUUGAACUAGAUUCUGGCGUGGGUUCAAUGGAAAUAAUUCGUUACUACUACAACAAACGAACCCGCAUGUGUGAAGAGUUUCGCUACAGAGGUCAAGGCGGAAAUAGAAACAAUUUUCUGUCGCUGCCGGAGUGCCGCAAAGUGUGUCCAGGUAACCUGUCACGGCACAAUAUCGGCACUCACAGCACAGCACCAUUGUGCAUAUUUGAAUUUCUUUUUAAAUUUAAAUACAUACGUAUUAUUGUAGCACCUUAUGGACACAAUACACAUGUCUUUGUAUCCGUACGGUCACUUGUAAACUUGCCUUUCAGAAAGCCCAUCGCCUUGUGCUUACGGCGACCUCACCCCGGCAAACCAGCCUCUUCAAUGUCAGCCUGGAACGACGGUCGCACAAACCUGCGGCGGUGAGCAAUUUUGCCAUAUCGGCGCAUCUCCCCAAACCACAGUUUGCUGUCCAAAGCCAGGUAAGGCACUUAUGGUACCGUUGUUGUUUGCAGGUCCUAAGUCCGUAACCAAUCAUUUAUUUACAGCUGAUUUGGAUCCAUGCGGUCAGCCGAUGUCUACCGGAGUUGGAAACGCAAACCUCCAGCGGUGGUAUUUUAACUCCAUGGCACAGCAAUGUCAGCCGUUGCAGUAUCGAGGACUGCAAGGAAAUGAAAACAAUUUCUUAACACAGAACGCAUGCCAAGCUCAGUGCCAAGGUGAGGCUGUAUUAUCUUUAUUAAAACAAACGUAAUUUUUUUUAGUAAAUCCGUGUCGGGUUGGGAUUCCGUUUCGCAACACCAACGGAAUGCUUGCAUAUUGCGCUGCCAACGAUGCUAGCGAAUGUCCUACCGGGUACUAUUGCCACAUUGGUGCCAAUGCGCAGACAAGUGUUUGCUGUCAAGCGUUAGGUCAGUUUAUGUGCGGUCAACGUCAUUUGCGUGUUUUUGAAGUACUUAACUAAGGUUGAUGUGUAUGCUGUGCCAAAACAUUUCAGAGAUCAACCCUUGUAAAGAGCCAAAGAUUGAAGGAGAAGGUCUAGCGCGUCAAGUGCGAUACUAUUUUGAUGUAGAAAGAAAGGAGUGCUUACCGUUCGAGUACAGAGGGCUGAAAGGAAAUCCAAACAACUUUGUCUCCAAGACCGCUUGUGAGGUAGGCCCGUAGUUUGGAAACCCUUCUGUGGUCAAAAUGCUUCCCUCUCCAAGUGAAAAAUUCCGAUUUCGAAAGCGCGCCCGGUCUUUUUGUGAGGGAAAGUUCUCCGUUUCAAGACGGAGUUUUUUUCACUUGGAGAGGAAGCAUUUUGCCACAUUUUUGAUGCUCCCCCCCUGCAAAAUGGUACGCUUUCUGCCACUGGAUCAGGUCCGUCACUGUAUAUAAAAAGAAAAAACCGGAUUUAUAAUUUAAAAAUACCUUGUAAUAUAUAAGAGACCCGGUUAUUCACCCUUUGGAAACUUCACAAUUCUUUUGCAGCGUCGUUGCCCAGUCUGGGUGAACCCCUGUGCAAAAGGACAGCCCAUCCUUGAUGUCACUAAUAAACCCGAACUAUGCCACUUGGGACGACCAUGUCCUCAGAAUUACUAUUGUCAUAUAGGAUUCAACGAUGAAACAACAGUAUGCUGUCCGGCCAGCUCUACAAACCCGUGCACGGUACCAUUAAACCAAGGAAUGGGGUAUCAUAUAAUAAACCGGUGGUAUUACAACAGUGCAACAAGGCAAUGCGAGAGAUUUGUGUACAAGGGCAGUCAUGGGAAUGAAAACAAUUUCCUUGUCAGGGACCAAUGCGAAGCGACUUGCCCGUCGUUCCCAAAUCCGUGUCCAACCGGUGAGCCUCUAUUUGACGAGAAAGGCGUCUUACCAAGAUUGUGCAAUCCACAAGAGGAGUCUUCAUGUCCCGCUACAUAUUUUUGCCAUUUUGGGCAAACCAACACGACAAGAGUCUGUUGUCCCGGAAAGGUUGACCCAUGCUUACUAGCGAGAUCCAAGGGAGAAGGGCCAUAUGCGGAGACGAGAUGGUAUUUUGAUAUUAGUUUGAAACAAUGUCUUCCAUUUGAAUUUUUUGGGAUGAAAGGGAACGGUGUAAGUAGCUCUUUUUCUUUGCGGUUAAUGUUAAUCAAUUUUUUAGAACAAUUUUGCCACUAAAGCUGAUUGCGAAAGGGCUUGCCCAGUAUUUGCUGACCCCUGUCCGGACUCUUUCACCAUGGAUGUUUUGGGUGUUCAAUAUCACUCGAAUAUCCAUUACCAAAAAUGCGACAUAGACACGCGUGAGUCGUGCCCUCUAGACCAUUGGUGUCAUAUUGGAAGUGAUUCACAGACUACAUUGUGCUGUCCUAA
Messenger RNA from Bursaphelenchus xylophilus (pine wood nematode), 3493 nucleotides. The record is from the annotation of a GenBank genome assembly. Lineage: Eukaryota; Metazoa; Nematoda; Chromadorea; Rhabditida; Aphelenchoididae.